UUUAGUGAUUCAGAUGGUGACAGGAAACCAGAGUCCUGCUUACAGUCCCCAAGAGGAACCUGUUCCAGUAUUGCUGGUUGCUUCCGUGAGGGGAGAUAGAGGAGAAUGGGGACGCAGCAAAGAACUGGCUGAUGCUACAGGCCGGACCUCAGCAGAGCAAUGAGCCAAGCAGAGCUGCUCUGGGCUGCAGCCUCACUGAUGGUGCUGGGGGCCCUUGUGAGCAUGUGCGUGAAGUGUCAACGUUCUGUUACUAAACAGGAAAAGAAGCUGUGCAAGCAGAGGAAACUGCAUGGAAACCAGCCGGGGUUUGAGGUGAUACGAUCCUAUUCAAUUGCAAUGACAAGGCAAGAUCAAAUUAAAUUGCCAGACAACGUCCCAGUAACAAGGAAAACCAGUGAGCGACUGCAGGCCACAGGUGACAGUGCUGAGCCCAGAUACCAAAAUUUCAUGAGAGAAGACAACCAGGAAUUGGAUGCUGCCUAUGUCAACCCUAUAGCUACAGAUUACUACAACUGUGCAACGUUCUUGAGACCACCAAAUGAAAAAGAAGAGGAUUCCUGUUUCUAUCAAAAUGUUGUGAUUGGAGCAUCCAACAGUGCUGAGUCUGAUGAUGUGGAGGACUAUGAGAAUAGCGCCUCUAUAAAGAUAUGGCAACAAUCAAAUAUAUCAGAAAGCCCAGAUGAUUAUCCAGAUUACGUUAACUCAGACGUUGCAGCUGUGCCAAACUAAAGGUACCUUCCCUACAAUCUGGAAAAAGGCUGUUGCAAAGCUGCAGAAGCUUAUGUUUCAUUUUGAAGACUGCUACACACACACAG
Messenger RNA from Gopherus evgoodei (Goodes thornscrub tortoise), 815 nucleotides. RefSeq names its product linker for activation of T cells family member 2 (gene LAT2). Bases 160 to 729 code for a protein of 189 amino acids. The record is from RefSeq and is a predicted model, not a curated record. Lineage: Eukaryota; Metazoa; Chordata; Testudines; Testudinidae. The transcript has 13 exons. Gene Ontology annotation, cellular component: plasma membrane. Gene Ontology annotation, biological process: calcium-mediated signaling; B cell receptor signaling pathway; B cell activation.